Messenger RNA from Porites lobata, 318 nucleotides. The record is from the annotation of a GenBank genome assembly. Lineage: Eukaryota; Metazoa; Cnidaria; Anthozoa; Scleractinia; Poritidae.
AUGAUGUCAGAUAAGCAGCUAGAAGAAUUAGGUGUCAAGGCAAUGGGCGACCGACUACGUAUUCGAGCAUUUUGUGAAAGAAAGUCGAAAACAACAGUCGAACAGAAGAAGCGACAAGACGCCGUUGACAAGCUGAAAAGCAUGCUUGGCCAUCAAAGGGCCUCAAAAGGAGUCACGGGCGCGAAUCGUUCGAGAAAAAGGAAAAGAAAAUGGCCAAAACAGCUGUUAAAUUCGAAUUUGGUUGGAAGCACUGGUGUACAAGAACUGAAACAUUUAGACAAAAGAAAAAGGGAAGCGGAGGCGGAACCAGGGUUGUAG